Molecule: messenger RNA, 741 nt
Organism: Gossypium arboreum
Lineage: Eukaryota; Viridiplantae; Streptophyta; Magnoliopsida; Malvales; Malvaceae
Exons: 2
Coding region: 1-639 (212 amino acids)
Source: RefSeq, a predicted model, not a curated record
AUGCCGAAGAACUGUGCUGCAUUCUGUGGGUUGGUUAGGCAUGGCAACCAGGAUUCUGGAAGCAAGAAAGAUGCGCGAGGAUCUCCGAUGUCAGUUGACUUCUCGCAAUCAAGGGAUAUAUCUGUGAGGAUAGUUCAUGCAGGUGGGCAAGAGGAACUAUAUCAAAAUGCCGUUCCUGUAUCCCAUCUGAUGAAUAAAUAUCCAGGGAUGUGUAUUGCACGUCCGGAAGUUUUUACGAAUCCUGAUGAGUCCCUUUUAUGGCCUGAAGAUAGCUUGUUGCCUGGCCAAAAGUAUUACAUUAUCCCAUCCUCUACAGUGGAAAAACUGAAAUAUAGACACAGGAAGAAGCUUAAAUUCAAACAAGCUGCUGAAGGUAGAGAAGAUAUGUCAGAUGCAAGGAUCACUUGGGAUAUAUCUGGAGAAAACUUGGAGGAAUCUGUUAAUUCUGCACAAGAAUUCUAUGUUACCAAGCCUUCCAAGGUACCUAAAGUUCCAAAGGAGAGGGUGUCGAAACAUUCACUGCGAAGGAGUAGAAGGGUAAAGAAGCCUUUUGUACCUCCACUCCCAAGGACAGGAUUGUUGCGGGAAUCAGAGGGCCUUUUUGAGAAGCAUGCUGAUUCAAUAUUAUUUAUCCUUUGAGAUAUGCUUUUCAUGCCAUGAUUACUACUUGAUAAGAUUAUUGGAAAACAUUCUUUGCACCAGUUUGGUUCUGGCGGACUGAAUGCUCUUUAAAAUGCUCAA